Molecule: messenger RNA, 5495 nt
Organism: Lethenteron reissneri (Far Eastern brook lamprey)
Lineage: Eukaryota; Metazoa; Chordata; Hyperoartia; Petromyzontiformes; Petromyzontidae
Product: E3 ubiquitin/ISG15 ligase TRIM25-like
Molecular function (GO): zinc ion binding; protein binding
Source: RefSeq, a predicted model, not a curated record
AGACGUCUUGCUUGUCACCUAUUAACGUGGCUUGUUCCUCGUUCAGCGUCUGAGACGCAGCCAGAUACUGCCUGAGAUACAGACAGAGACUGCCUGAGAUACAGACAGAUACUGCCUGAUAUACAGACAGACUGCCUGAGAUACAGAGACUGUCAAGAGCUACAGCCAGACACUGCCUGAGCUACAGCCAGACACUGCCUGAGCUUCAGCCAGUGCCCAUCUGAGUGGAGCCACAGGACCAUGGCGAGAACAGCUCCCAGUGGUCACGAGGCUCCAGGGGAGUUGACCUGCCCCAUCUGCCUGGACGCGUUCCGCUGCCCCUGCACGCUCAGCUGCGGCCACUCGUUCUGCCUCAAGUGCGUGGAGGGCGCCUGGGAUGUGGCCAAGUCCUUCUCCUGCCCCCAGUGCCGAGUGACCUUCCCUCAGAGGCCCCAGCUGAACAAGAACUUCACGCUCGCCAACCUGGUGGAGCAGCGCAGUGCUGCAGAGAAAAUGGCCACCGUGGUCUUGUGUGACUUCUGUAACGAUGGCACGACUGCUGCCUUGAAGACCUGCCUCAGGUGUGAUACCUCCUACUGUGUGACUCAUGUAAAGCAUCAUCAGGAGAACGCGAAGUUCAGAGACCACAUUCUGGUGGCUCCAGCCACGAAUGCUGAAGAACGCAAGUGCAAGAAACACAGAAAGAAGAUCAAGUUUUACUGCCGACAGGAAAAGAGCUUGGUCUGCACAACCUGCAUCAUCGCAGGAGACCACAAGGGUCACGAUGUGGCGACGCUGGAGGAUGAGCACAAGACACGGGAGAAACAAGUGGGAGAGGACACGCGGGCGGUGGAGAAGAAGAGGAGGAUGGCGAAGGAGUCUGUGAGGCGGAUGGAGGCCGCUCGCAGGGACGUGCAGAGAUCGAUGACCGAGGUGAGGCAGCGAGUCAAUGGCGAGUUCGCCCGCAUAAGAGCAGCUCUGGACGAGGACGAGAAGGCAGCUCUGGCUCGUGCGGCCAAGAAGGAGCGCGAGCUGCUGACCCAGAUCGAGAAGAACAUCGCUCACUACCAGCGCGAGAUUGGGGAGCUCCAGGCAGCAGCCACUCGCCUGCAGGCCCUAACGCAGGAGAGGGACUCGCUCACAUUCCUGCAGGGUUACCUGGAGGAGACGCGCAGGACAGGGAGGGUUAGAACAGCUCAACCCUCAGCUCCCAGCCAAGAGGCCAUUGCCUCACUUAAAGUCCUGGAGACAACUACUGUCAAGUUCAUGUAUGGAUGCUCACCGACUCUGGAAACAACCUCUGCUCAUAACCAACUCCAGAUGUCCUCGGAUCUCAGGACGAUGACAGCAGUCCUUGCCUCCCAGGGUCGCCCCGAUCACCCACACCGGUUUGAUUACUGGUCACAAGCCCUGUGCUGUGAGAGCUUCUCGUCGGGCCACCACUACUGGGAGGUGGACGUGGGGGACGCGCGGUGGUGUCGGGUUGGAGUCGCGUACGGGACAAUCCCACGGAAAGGGGAACGUGCUGCACGGCUGCUGGGAGGGAGCGACGCAUCCUGGUGUUUAGAGAAAUGUGAUGACAACUUCUCAGUGGUUCAUGGUGGAGUGAAGACUGCACAGUCGGUGAGGGGGGCCCCCUCCCCCCGCAGAAUCGGGCUUCACCUGCACUGGGAGGGGGGGCUCCUGGCGUUUUACCGCGCCGACUCCAUGGAGGUGAUCCACGAGGUUCGGCAGAGAUUCUCGCAGCCUCUCUACCCUGGGAUGUGGGUGUUGUAUUGUAAUGAUCGAUUGAAGAUCGUGGAUCUGAGUUGUGCAUCCUGAGGAUGGGGAGAGACAGAAACCCAAAAAACCGAGACAGAAACCCAAGAAAUGGAGGAGAGGGAGAUGGUGGGUGACUGAAUGAUUGAGUGAGUGCAUGGUUGAUUGGGUGAGAUGGUGGGUGAGUAGACUUGGGAGAUGGUUGGUGGGUGAGUGAGUGCAUGGGUGAGUGGAUUGGUGGAGUGUUUGAGUUAGUGAGAGGGCAAGUGGGUAAAUGAUUGAGUGCUUGAGUGAGUAGAUUAGUGAGUGAACGAUUGAGUGCAUGGGUGAGUGAGAUGGUUGGUGAGUGAGUGGCUAAAUGGGUAAUUGGUUAAGUUAGUAAGCGAGAGGGUAGGUUGAGUGAGUAAAUGAUUGAGUGAGUGAGUUCAAGUGUAUCGUCUGUAACCGGGUGUAGAACUCGAAAGACCAGGACAGGAGUCUCAUUUGCAAGAGUGACCUGGGGCUGGGGGGGGGUCUCCAAAAUAACAAAAAUGACAACGUGCGCACAGGGAACAAUAACGAAGCGAAAAUAAAUUAGCGCAAAAAAGAAAACAACAACCACCACCGUGUUACAGACGGAACCGGAAAAAAACAGCGUCCCGAACAAACUCCCAAAAUUGCAAGGGUGGAGACAGCGUCUGUACACCCAACUCACAGUCGUGUCCACGUGUCGUCUACCCAGGGCCACCUGUCCGGCGUCCAAUUCGACGAAACGACGACUCCCACAGACAACACCGACAGCCCACUCUGCCCGGUCCCCCCCCCCCCCCACCAUGGUUCCUGGGUUUGUCGUCACGGAAGCGGACCGGUAGCCGCUGCAAGCUGCGCAGGGCGUAAUGUGUUCAAAGCGGCUAACCCGCCGGAUCAUCCGGGCAGCUGCAUUCUGAACUGGAGCCUCUGCACCAAUCCAAGUGGAAGCUCUGCAUCAUAAUCCAGGCGUGUUGAGACAAAGGCAUGAACUAAUGAUUACAGGUUAGGGGCAGAAAGGAGCGGGCACAACCCUCUAAGUGUUUGUAGGUGGUAGAGAUCUACUCUGAACGUAGCUAUGAGCGGCGAGCACACGGUCAAGCUCUGAUCGAACAGCACACCGCGGUUGCGUACUUUGGACACACGGAGAGGCGAGUACAACCACCGUCUUGUUGAGUGCAUACUUCUAGAGAUCAGUUGUAAGUUCAAAAAAAGACACCCCUGCUGGGUGCUGGGAAUCCUUGAGGCUGCAAACGACCUUCACUGCAGGUGUGUGUAUCCCCGGUUCAUGCUGCCUCAUCCCUUCACCCAAGAGUGGAGCGUGUGUGAGGGUUUGUACGACGAUCGCCGUGCUAAUUGAUAAUUGUUUUUGUUACCAUUUUAUCUGCCAACAAAACUGACCACAAUACUUGCGGUCGGAAUGCAAACAAAAAACACAACUCUGAUAAUGUAUGCACUGUCCUUGAAAUUGAUUGGUCCACACCCGAGACAGCUUUUCUUAGAGCCUAGUCUCACACGGCCCCUCUUAUACUCUCAGCGCCGCCUUGCUCCGCUCCAGCCACGCCCCCUUUCUAGAACCUUCUAUCGGGUUCCCGGGGAUUCCCGAUGGGCCCCUUCUGUGACCUUUCCCCGAGAUGUCCCCCUGUUGUGUAUAUCGUGGCCUGCUGAAUAGAGCACUGCCGAACACCUCAGUUCCCCCUUUUCACCAGCAGCCAGCGCUAUGCUACUACACUUGGACCCGGCUUGUAUCUAUGUUGUGAGGAUGCACCGAUACCAGAACACCAUGUUCAUAAUUACAAGCCCAUGGAUUGCACAGAAGUCUAGGAGGCUCCUACCGUAUUAUUGAGCUAGUUUGGCCCAUGCCUUCUGGUCGCUCUAACCCAGGUGUCUGCUUCAUGACCCGCUCGGGUAUUAAAGUCACCCAACAGGAUGACUAUCCUGGGGGGCCACUUUAGCUCUCACCUGGGACAGCAGGUUAUAAAAGGCAUCGGACUCAUCGGCCUUCUCUGCAUCCCUCCACUGAUGUUCAUCUUUGGUGGGGGCGUAAGCAACCACCACCACCAUUCCUCGCCUCUUGUUGAUGGGGAGGCAAGCCCACCGUAGCCUGGGACUUACAGAUUCUCACACCUCACUGCCACACUCCCAAACCACCUUAAUUUUUUCGCUAAAAAGAAGUGCCACUCUCUGUUGUUUCCUGCCCCGAGUGGAGAAGUGUCCACCCCUCAUGAUGACUGGAGCCAGAACCGGUCCACCGGAUCUCCUGUAUACCACAGAGGUCCAGGCAUUACCGGUCCAUCUCCCAGCAGUGCAGUGGCAGCCUCUCUCCCACAACGAGAGUCCGAACAUUCCACGUGGCCAAUCGCAGUGUUCUCCUGCUCCUGGAGAAACCCUGAUGGGAGGGGGCGAUGGGUUCAGUCUGGCUCUACCAGAUGGGAGUGUCCCCCUGGUCUCUGGCAUAAGCCUUUCGGUGUUUCCGUCGUGGUGCUUGAUAGAAAUAGUGUCAGGAGAAGGGGUUACCAGCCCCUAACACGCAAUAAUCUAGCUACAUACACUCAUACCACUACGGCUCACACACACACACAGCCUGCAGCACACUCACAACACAUGACUCGCACUGUAAACACUGUAGUGCACUACAUGCUGUGCUAUACAAGCUACAAUGGACCAGAGACUACAGUCAACCACUACAUUACGCCACGCUUCUCGAACACUGUACAGUAAUCCACACGAGGGUGUAUCGCACACUAAUGUAUAAAGUCCACCACGUUAAAAAGGAAACCAUGCACACGUAAACACACAAGUACACAAACACACAGAUACAUAAACACACAUAUACACAAACGCACAUAUACAUAAACACGCAGAUACACAAACACACGGACACACAAACACACAGAUACACAAACACACAGAUACACAAACACACAGAUACACAAACACAGAUACAUAAACACACAGAUACAUAAACACACCGAUACACAAACACACGGAUACACAAACACACAGAUACACAAACACACAGAUACACAAACACACGGACACACAAACACACAGAUACACAAACACACAGAUAUACAAACACACAGAUACACAAACACACAGAUACACACACAGACACAACUGUGGUGCCACGACCGUGGAGCAACUCUGCAAGCGCCGCGACUCCGUCCCGCCCCAAGCACUAAACACCCACCCGCAUGCAGCGCACCCACGUAGUGUCCUGGCAGGGGGUUGCCUGGCACAACGGGUUUUAAUACAAAUGGCCCCUAGGGGGAGAGUCCCACAGUUUCCCGGUGCCAGGAGAUUGGCCGACCCCCACAGGACAGGUUACAUUGCGGUGCCCCUAAAUUGGCUUAACAUUGUAUGGGCGCAAACAGCAGAGGUUCCCUGGGCCAACCGCAAUGAGUUACUCACAACAUCGGGGGGAGGAUGGAGGGUGGAAGAUUAGGCGUGAAGAGAAAAACCGAAGGCUCAAACUCAGUGGCGGCUCCUGCAAAAUCUCUCAGGGGGGGGCAAAUGUUUGGAUGAUUGAUAAGGAUAAGGUCCACCCAUGCAAUGGAUAAAUUAACAGCUUAAGCAUGUAAAGGCAACUUCACUUCUUUAAUAUUAAUGAAAAAUAAAGUGACUCUUACAAUACAUCUUGUUUGUUUCUAUACUCACUAUUAUUACAAUCCACUCAGUUUCUUUUAUUAAAGAUUCCACUAGGUGGCGACAAAUAAUAUUGUUGACUGAAACGUGCUUACGUAUGAUGA